Messenger RNA from Saimiri boliviensis boliviensis (Bolivian squirrel monkey), 1205 nucleotides. The record is from RefSeq and is a predicted model, not a curated record. NCBI's taxonomy places the organism in Eukaryota, Metazoa, Chordata, Mammalia, Primates, Cebidae.
GUCACAGAUAGACGUUCGGAGGUUACACAAAAUGGCAGUUUUAGGAAAUCCACAGGGUUUAGUUUUCUUAGCUAGCUUUUCUUGGAGCAGUGGCAAUAACCAAGUCAUGUUUCUUUACUUUUUCUGUAGGUCACUGAUGGAAAAUUCUGCUCGGAGAAAACGAUUCCGUUCGUUCCCAGAUCUGCCUUCCAGUUCCCCCAAAUGUUUGAGCCAUCUUAUAACGAGAGCUUCGGCUCUAGAAGAUGCGGUGUUAUUGUGGUAGAGAAACACAGGCUUGCCAACCACCAGCCUGGGUAGAUGCUAUUCUGUGCUGUGCUGCUAAAUUGCUAGGCGACGUUAGGCGUGUCAAUCGACUUCUUGGGUGUCAGAUUUUUCACUGCACUCUGGGCUGAGAGGUACCUUCUGGCACGACACAGACCAUGGCAGCAGAUGUGGCCCAUGGGAGAGGUUACCUCCCCGGACCUUAGCCUCUCCCUGGCAGGGCCUUCCCCACAGAAGCAAGAAGGGGCUUUUCAAGUGGGAGGAGGAGGCCAGGAGCUUCCUCUCGGUCUACCCGGCCAGCGAGGGCCAAGCAGCGGCUCUCGGGCGCCGCGCGCUCUCAGGCGGGCUCUUGGCCGCGUUUACUCCGCAGCCCCUGCAGCUCGGACGCAGCUGAAAACCAGAGCCCAGCGGGCCCCUCCCGCCGCAGGAGACAAGGAAACCGCAGGAAGGAAAUGGAAACCGGCCCUUCUAGAAACAAAGUGCCCACGAGGGUGUUUCUCGGGUGGUCGGGCCCUGCGCUCCCAAACAGGAAGGGUCGGUUCGGUGGCAGUUCGAGUGCGGGUUUCGAGCUCAGGGGCAUUGAUCUCGUUUCUGCCGCGCCAACUGUUUUCACAAAACCCGCAGGACGAACAGCAAAGAACAAGGGGGGCAGGCGAGGCUAGUUCAGGUCGCCUCGUGGACGGCCACGGGCCGCAGCACGGGAAUUUGGUAUUAUUUUUCAAUCAAGUUUCUGUCUCGGGGGAACCACUGCCCGUCAAGCGGAGAAAAAGAGCAAGCGCAACGCCCAACCCUUUGGAGCGCCCGCGGGCGGGGCGCGGCACGGGCGAGGGCACUAUAUCUCCCAGCGGAGGAGCACACGGCAGUGUCGUCACACACGCCUCGAAACGCGCUCUGUAGCCGGUUGCUUAGUUGGCGCUGCUGAGGCUUCUUUCCUCGUUCAGUUU